Messenger RNA from Entelurus aequoreus (snake pipefish), 2155 nucleotides. RefSeq names its product fidgetin-like 1 (gene fignl1). Gene Ontology annotation, molecular function: ATP hydrolysis activity; microtubule severing ATPase activity; ATP binding. NCBI's taxonomy places the organism in Eukaryota, Metazoa, Chordata, Actinopteri, Syngnathiformes, Syngnathidae. The transcript has 2 exons. The record is from RefSeq and is a predicted model, not a curated record. The coding region runs from base 168 to 2042 and encodes 624 amino acids.
CAAGCAUUGUGUUGAAACGUUUAGCCAAGCGAAUCUGGUUUAAUAGCUACGCCAUUUUCAAACGGAAUGGUUGUUGUUUUUGUUAGUCUUUAGUGAAGAUGUGUGUACUGGACGGAAGGCGGAAGUAAACCAAGAGCGGUGGCUAAACACGCUGGAACAGCCCAGGCAUGAGUGACGCACACCUGGACGAAUGGCAGAAGAGGUCCUUUGACAUUUCGUCUGGCAACUGUACACCUGAACAGACGGCCGAUGCCUACCGGGCCCACAUCCUCUCCAUUCAGUAUGCAUGGGCAAGUUCCCACCUUUCAGAGGCCGCCAUGGGAAGCCUGCUCAGGACCUAUUCAGAGCGCUACGCCGCAGUGCUGGACUCGGAUGACCCCCGCACGGGGCUCAACAACUAUGCAGAGACCGCGCUGCAUCUGGCCCGUAAUCAGAAGAACCACAGCGACAAAUGGGAGUCGUCCUUCACCAUGGAGAGCGUGCUGGAGUUGCCCUGCGUGCAGAAGAUGAUUCAAGCAGGGGCAGGGGGGGCAAGCUCCCUCGUGGCCGCAGCAGAUGUCAGCUUAUCUGUCGGACAAGAGAGUAGCAGCAGCAGCUCCUUGUCUGCUUUAACAUCUGUAGGCGCCUCCCUCAGACUUAUUGGGCCACCUCAGUCUGAAGUCGAGGUUAAUAACACAGCCAGUGGUUCUGUGGAUAGGUCAAAAUUUGCUGAUGGGACAUUAGAAAAUAUCUACUCAUCUUCCCGUCCAAACGCCACAGCACAACCUGUGUUUACUCAUCCCAGCUCAGGCCCUCAGAGCAACACCAGUUAUCAGUCCUGCUUCUUCCCUAACCCCAAUACCUCUAAGCGGAAGAAUUUUUACAACACAGAUGCAGGACCACAAGCAGGGGGUGACCCAAAACCUGGAAGCAACUUCAAAUCGGCCCGUGAGAAGCUAAUUGUGGAUCAACAGAAGAAACAUUCUCAUCAGCCCCAAAGAGGAGCGGCGGCCGCCAUGUCAGUGACGAUGAAAAGGUCACUGGGAGCAAACAGGGCUCGGGGGGCUUUUUCUAAAUUUGUGUCCCCUAUGCCGCGGCAGGAAGAGGAGGAAAGCGAGGCGAGGUCCAACUUGAAUCAGGAACCUCAGAUUUUGGAUGAACGUCUGAAAAACUUUGAGCCAAAGAUAGUGGAGUUGAUCAUGAGUGAGAUUUUGGACCAUGGACCUCCUGUGGUCUGGGAGGACAUAGCAGGCUUGGAGUUUGCCAAGACUACCAUAAAGGAGAUAGUUGUUUGGCCUAUGCUGCGACCUGACAUCUUUACAGGCCUCAGGGGUCCACCGAAGGGUAUCUUGUUGUUUGGGCCCCCGGGGACUGGAAAGACAUUGAUAGGCAAAUGCAUCGCCUGCCAGUCAGGGGCUACCUUCUUCAGCAUCAGCGCGUCGUCGCUUACUUCCAAGUGGGUGGGUGAGGGGGAAAAAAUGGUGCGAGCGCUUUUUGCCAUCGCCCGCUGCCACCAGCCCGCUGUGAUUUUCAUCGACGAAAUUGACUCGCUCUUGUCCCAGCGUACAGAUGGGGAGCACGACUCAUCUCGCAGGAUCAAGACCGAGUUUCUGGUUCAGCUAGAUGGGGCCGCCACAACCAAUGAGGACCGCAUCCUGGUGGUGGGAGCCACCAACCGACCUCAAGAGAUAGACGAGGCUGCCCGUCGACGCCUGGCUAAGAGGUUGUACAUUCCCCUUCCCGAGGGUGCCGCCCGGCAGCAAAUAGUCACCAAUCUCAUGGCUCGGGAGAAGAACCAGCUGAGAGCGGAGGAGCUGGAAAGCAUUGUGUCGGCCACUGAAGGUUUCUCCGGUGCAGACAUGACUCAGCUGUGUCGUGAGGCGGCGCUGGGGCCUAUUCGCAGCAUUCAGUUUGAUGACAUCGCCACCAUCUCGGCAGAUCAGGUCAGGCCGAUCCUCUACGCUGACUUCCGAGACGCUCUGAUGACCGUGCGGCCGAGCGUGUCGUCAAAAGACUUGGAGCUGUAUGAAGACUGGAAUAAGAUGUUUGGAUGUGGUCGAUGACGGCCUUAUGAAGAAAGACACACCUUUUUUGUGCUGUACAUUUAGUUUCUGUUGCAUGUAAAACUGAUAAUGUGUUUAGUUUGAGUGUUCUUUCACAAAAUAAAAGGUUUCCA